AUUUGACAACUCAAGAUUUCAUUUAUGGCAGCUGAGUGCAGCAAAAAUCGUUCUGCAAUUGGAAAAAUAAAAGUGUCGAAAGCAUUUUCCCAACAUGUCCGCAUUAUUUAAUGGACUAAAGGCUGCACAGAAGUUGCAAGCUGCGAAUCCUAAGCUAUUGCAACAUGUAGCGAAACGCAUGGCUAGCUGGAACAAAGAUUACAAACCUGCUCCGAUUCCGAAAGAUGAGAAAGCAUGUGAAGCUGCGGCCAAAAAAUACUAUCUACUGCCAGAGGAAUAUCGUCCAUACGCAGACAAUGGAUUAGGCUAUGGUGACUAUCCCGAUUUGGGUAAAAGUCUUGGCAUUGAAUCGAAAGAUCCUUACUACCCAUACGACUUCCCCGAACAUAAACGCAAUCUACAUGAAACUUUCCAUGCUGAUAUUGAUUUAUAUGGUGAAGAUCGUUACUCACAACCAGAGCAACCUAGAUUCACAAAGUCACAAUACUGGCUAAGUUUUCUGGGUGUGAUGACAGGUUGCUUCGUUUUAUAUUACUGGCUGGAGGAUUACCGUAUGUAUCGACCAGUUGCUGCCAAACAAUACCCCGGUGAUGGCAAAAAACACUACACAUUCGAACGUGAAUAAAAAAAAUGGAAAUAAGCUUUCUAAUGUAUAUUGUUUAUCAAAUCGUUGUAUAUGAAACUUUUGCAAGUUGCGAAGAAAAAUAUAGUAGAUAAUGUGGAUAACAUUUUGAAUGUAAGGAA
Messenger RNA from Ceratitis capitata (Mediterranean fruit fly), 744 nucleotides. RefSeq names its product NADH dehydrogenase [ubiquinone] 1 beta subcomplex subunit 8, mitochondrial (gene ND-ASHI). Gene Ontology annotation, cellular component: mitochondrion. NCBI's taxonomy places the organism in Eukaryota, Metazoa, Arthropoda, Insecta, Diptera, Tephritidae. The coding region runs from base 95 to 625 and encodes 176 amino acids. The transcript is spliced from 3 exons. The record is from RefSeq and is a predicted model, not a curated record.